Dothidotthia symphoricarpi CBS 119687 is the source of this 804-nucleotide messenger RNA. Its product is annotated as NAD(P)-binding protein. Gene Ontology annotation, molecular function: oxidoreductase activity. The coding region runs from base 1 to 804 and encodes 267 amino acids. Lineage: Eukaryota; Fungi; Ascomycota; Dothideomycetes; Pleosporales; Dothidotthiaceae. The record is from RefSeq and is a predicted model, not a curated record. The transcript has 3 exons.
AUGUCUGCCGAAAUUCCCAGCUGGAGCUUGGAGGGCAAGGUCGCCGUUGUUACUGGCUCAGGUCGUGGUAUCGGAAAGGCAAUGGCCAUUGAGCUUGCAAAGCGCGGAGCCAAGGUUGCCGUCAACUACGCCAACGCUGUCGAGGGUGCUGAGGCGGUUGUCAAGGAGAUCAAGGCUCUAGGCAAUGGUGCCGAUGCCCACGCCUUCAAAGCCAACGUUGGCGAUGUUGCGCAGACCAUAAAGCUCAUGGACGAUGUUGUCGCGCAUUUCGGCAAGCUCGACAUCUGCUGCUCCAACUCCGGGGUUGUCUCUUUCGGCCACUUCGCGGACGUUGAGCCAGAGGAGUUCGACCGUGUUUUCAACAUCAACACCCGUGGACAGUUUUUCGUCGCUAAGGAGGCCUACAAGAGGAUGGGGACUGGCGGCAGGAUCAUCCUCAUGGGCUCCAUCACUGGUCAGGCUAAGGGUGUUCCCAAGCACGCCAUUUACUCCGGGUCCAAGGGAGCCAUCGAGACCUUCGUCAGGUGCAUGGCUAUCGACGCUGGUGAGAAGAAGGUCACUGUCAACUGUGUCGCUCCCGGUGGCAUCAAGACCGACAUGUACCACGCUGUCUGCCGCGAGUACAUUCCCGAUGGUGAUAAGCUCAGCGACGACCAGGUUGACGAGUUCGCCAUGACUUGGUCACCACACAUGCGUGUUGGUCAGCCAGUUGACAUUGCUCGUGUUGUCUGCUUCCUUGCCUCCCAGGACGGCGAGUGGGUAAACGGAAAGGUCAUUGGCAUUGACGGUGCUGCUUGCAUGUAA